This is a messenger RNA of Neomonachus schauinslandi (Hawaiian monk seal), 619 nucleotides long. RefSeq names its product hippocalcin (gene HPCA). The record is from RefSeq and is a predicted model, not a curated record. The coding region runs from base 38 to 619 and encodes 193 amino acids. Gene Ontology annotation, molecular function: calcium ion binding. The transcript is spliced from 4 exons. NCBI's taxonomy places the organism in Eukaryota, Metazoa, Chordata, Mammalia, Carnivora, Phocidae.
GUCUCCGCGUCGCUGGGUGGGAGUUGGCUUGGCGGCCAUGGGCAAGCAGAACAGCAAGCUGCGGCCGGAGAUGCUGCAGGACCUGCGGGAGAACACGGAGUUCUCGGAGCUGGAGCUGCAGGAGUGGUACAAGGGCUUCCUCAAGGACUGUCCCACGGGCAUCCUCAACGUGGACGAGUUCAAGAAGAUCUACGCCAACUUCUUCCCGUAUGGCGACGCCUCCAAAUUUGCCGAGCACGUCUUCCGCACGUUCGACACCAACAGCGACGGCACCAUUGACUUCCGGGAGUUCAUCAUCGCGCUGAGCGUGACCUCGCGCGGCCGCCUGGAGCAGAAGCUCAUGUGGGCCUUCAGCAUGUACGACCUGGACGGCAACGGCUACAUCAGCCGCGAGGAGAUGCUCGAGAUCGUGCAGGCCAUUUACAAGAUGGUUUCGUCCGUGAUGAAGAUGCCGGAGGACGAGUCGACCCCAGAAAAGAGGACCGAGAAAAUCUUCCGCCAAAUGGACACAAACAACGACGGCAAGCUGUCCCUGGAGGAGUUCAUCCGCGGGGCCAAAAGCGACCCGUCCAUCGUGCGCCUGCUGCAGUGCGACCCCAGCAGCGCCUCCCAGUUCUGA